Molecule: messenger RNA, 609 nt
Organism: Pseudomyrmex gracilis
Lineage: Eukaryota; Metazoa; Arthropoda; Insecta; Hymenoptera; Formicidae
Product: THAP domain-containing protein 1-like
Exons: 3
Source: RefSeq, a predicted model, not a curated record
CCUUGAUCGGCUUGAAGCGUUGCGUAUUUUUCGAUUAUUAGUGAUUAUUAAUUAUAUUACAAUAAUAAUGGUUAGUUGCGCGGCGUGCUCCAUCACAAAGUCAAAAAAUUGUGGAUUUACUUUUCAUUCUUUUCCAAAAAAUGACCAAAAGUGUAAGGUAUGGGUUAAUUUUGUGGGGAAAAAAAACUGGAAACCACAAAGAAGUCAUGUUUUAUGUUCAAGACACUUCUCUCAAGAUUGCUUUGAUAAAACAUCAAGAACUAUAACACGCCUGAAACCAGAUGCAGUCCCAACAAUAAACAUAACACGGAUAAAGCAUGUGCAGCAGCAAAAUCAAGUGGAAGUUGUAAAACUAAAAUCGGAAAAAACAAUUGGAAAUGAAGUACGUGAUACAGUUACACCAGAACCCNAAAGUACGACUGAUGUUUCUUUCGUUCCAAGUGUCAAUGACACACCUAGGAAGUUAGCAUUGAAAAGGAAAAUUCAAGAAAUCGAAGACAUGAAUGUGAUCCAGUCGAAAAANAUACNACAGUUGCAACUGCAGAACCAGUACCGAAACCGAAAGAUAUUAAAUAUUAAAGGGGUAAUGAACAUUCUAAAAAAAAACAA